Molecule: messenger RNA, 1569 nt
Organism: Fopius arisanus
Lineage: Eukaryota; Metazoa; Arthropoda; Insecta; Hymenoptera; Braconidae
Product: selenium-binding protein 1-A
Exons: 8
Coding region: 90-1517 (475 amino acids)
Molecular function (GO): selenium binding
Source: RefSeq, a predicted model, not a curated record
AUCGUCGGGGGAAUGAUUAGAAUUGCCAAGUUACUUCAGUUGGGAGUGACUGUUCACUGCGGACAUAUCAUAAAUUUUAUUCGGAGAGAAUGGCUUCUUCGAAAGAGUGCAGGGGGUGUGGUCCGGGAUACAGGAGUCCUCUGGCUGCGAUGAGAGAGGGAUCGAGAGAGAAAAUUAUCUACGUCGUAUGUCCUCACACCGAUUCAACGAAACCAGAUGUUCUUGCCACUGUCGAUGUCGAUCCAGACAGCUCCACUUAUUGCCAAAUUAUUCAUAAGCUGAGGAUGCCUUACGUGGGUGAUGAACUCCAUCAUUCGGGUUGGAACGUGUGCAGCAGCUGUUUCGAGAGCAAGAAGAAGAGGAAUAUAUUGGUUUUACCCGCUUUGAUGUCCGAUAGGAUUUAUUUCGUGGAUACGAAAGAAGAGAGAAAGCCUGUGAUAAAGAAAGUACUGUGGCCUGAGGCGAUGCAUAAACAGGGAUUAUCCACUCCCCAUACAUCUCAUUGUGCCCCCACGGGGGAGAUAAUCAUAUCGACGAUGGGGAAACCAAAUGGCGAUGGAUUGGGUGAUUUUUUUCGAGUUGACAGUGAAACACUUCUAGUCAAUGGGACGUGGACGAAGGGUGAGAAAGCCCAAUUUGGAUACGACUUCUGGUACCAGCCCCAUCACGACACCCUCGUAUCAACAGAAUGGGGUGUCCCAAGAGUCUUCAAGAGGGGAUGGGCUAAUGGAGAUGGUGAUAAUCCUCUGGUUUAUGGAAGAAGUUUAAACAUCUUCUCCUGGAGUAAACAAACCCUGGAGCAAGUUAUUAAUCUUGGGGAUGAGGGGGUCGCACCCCUGGAGAUAAGAUUUUUGCAUGAACCGACUUCUGGUGAGGGGUACGUCGGCUGUGCCGUUUCUUCAAAUAUUUUUCGCUUUUUCAAAAAGGAAGAUGGAAAGUGGGAUGCGGAAAAGGUCAUCGAUGUACCUGCGAAGAAAGUCCAAGGAUGGCUGACACCUUAUAUGAAUGGGAUGAUAACGGAUAUAUUGAUAAGUCUGGAUGACAAGUACUUGUACUUCAAUAAUUGGCUCCAUGGGGAUGUGCGUCAGUAUGACAUAACGGAUCGCAGAAAGCCAAAAUUAGUUGGACAAGUGUUUCUCGGUGGAUCGAUUCUCUCAGACUCGAAAGUUCGUGUAAUUGAUGAUAAGGAAUUGACAGCCCAGCCAGAUCCGGUGGUUAUCAAAGGGCGUAGGUUGUAUGGAUCUCCUCAAAUGUUACAGCUGAGCCUCGAUGGACGGAGACUUUAUGUCACCACUUCCAUUUUCAAACCCUGGGACAUUCAAUUCUACCCCGAGCACGUCAAAAACGGAUCGACGAUGAUGAAAAUUGAUGUUGACUUGGAAAAUGGAGGAAUGACGCUGGAUGAAAAUUUUUUGAUUGAUUUUGGAGCUGAUAAGGAUGACGUCCUUUUAGCGCACGAGAUGAGAUAUCCUGGUGGGGACUGCACCUCAGACAUCUGGCUUCCGGAGACCCAUUGAAAUUCUGAAUACCAUGUACCGAAUAAAAACCUGAAUAAAUCCUUGAAAAUAU